GAUAACGAUUAGAAGAUAAGGUAUUCUAAAGGAAUCAAAAUUCUCUCCCAUUCUCAAACUGUAAACAAAACCCAGCUCUCCAUCUGGAAAUAAACAAUUUAAACAUAUACACCCAGAUUUCAUUUAUAUAGCUCUGCCUAUAUGCUUCAGCGUCAAAAGAUAUGUGUUUCUCUGUCUAGACGCAAGCAUUAAACAUAAGGCUGAGAGCUUGGAUGAGAGAUAGGGAGAAACACGGGUCUCCCACAUUCCAAGCGAUCAGUCAAAAUACAUACAGAAAAACGCAUAUUUUUUAUGGGGAAAGAAGAACAGGGAAACCCAGAGCUGUCCGUUUCCAAGGAAACAGCAGACAUGGAGAGGGUUUCCAGCGCAUUGUCCGCUCCAAACCCUUCUUGGUUCACCCCUAAAAGGUUACUUGCUAUCUUUUGCAUCAUAAACUUGUUAAAUUAUGUCGAUCGAGGAGCAAUGGGGAGCAAUGGUGUAAAUGGGAGUCGAAGAUCUUGCACAAAAAGUGGGCAGUGCACAUCUGGUAGUGGAAUUCAGGGAGUUUUUAACUUGAGCAAUUUUGAAGAUGGUGUUCUUUCUUCUGCUUUCAUGGUUGGACUUCUUGUGGCAUCUCCAGUAUUUGCAUCUUUGGUGAAAAUUGUUAAUCCAUUCAGGCUUAUUGGAGUUGGAUUGACAGUUUGGACUUUCGCCACCGCUGGUUGUGGUUUUUCAUUUGAUUUCUGGUCCAUCGCCAUCUGCCGCAUGCUAGUUGGUGUUGGUGAAGCUUCUUUUAUAAGUCUUGCUGCUCCAUACAUUGAUGACAAUGCUCCAGUUGCUCAGAAAACGGCAUGGCUUGCCAUAUUUUACAUGUGUAUACCAGCUGGAGUUGCUGUUGGCUAUGUUUAUGGUGGAUUGGUUGGAGAUCACUUUAGUUGGCGUUUCGCGUUCUUCGGAGAGGCCAUUUUGAUGGCACCAUUUGCUGUUCUAGGUUUUGUCCUGAAACCGUUGCAGAUGAAAGGUUUUUCUCCAGUUGAAUCGAAAAAAGCAUUGACUGGUGUAGAGACAGCUGUCUCAGAAGCUAAAGAUGACUCAAUUGGUAAAGAUGGUGGCAUGCUAUCCGUGAAGGAAGAGCCCAUAGAUCAAAGCUCAAAAGCACCAUCCAAUUCAAAAUGUGGAUGUAUCAAUUUGGAUCAGUUAUCAAGAGUUUUGAAGGAUUUGAAUGUGCUGUUGCUUGACAGGGUUUAUGUCGUAACUAAUCUAGGUUACAUAGCGUACAAUUUUGUCCUGGGUGCAUAUUCAUAUUGGGGGCCCAAAGCUGGUUAUAGCAUAUAUCACAUGAAAAAUGCAGAUAUGAUGUUUGGUGGGGUUACAUUGCUUUGUGGGAUUUUAGGAACAUUAGCAGGAGGUUUUGUCCUUGACAAAAUUUCGUCCACAAUCUCCAAUGCAUUUAAGCUUCUAUCCGUUGCAACAUUUCUGGGAGCUGCAUUUUGCUUUUCUGCCUUCUGUUUUAAGAGCCUGUAUGCUUUCCUUGCUCUUUUCACACUUGGUCAACUAUUUAUCUUUGCAACUCAGGGUCCUGUUAAUUAUAUAUGUCUCCAUUGCGUCCAACCGAGUAUGAGACCACUUUCUAUGGCCAUGUCUGUUGUCGCCAUUCACAUCUUUGGCGAUGUGCCUUCCUCCCCACUUGUUGGGGUUCUCCAGGAUAACAUUAACGACUGGAGGAAGACUGCUUUGAUCCUUACCUCCAUUCUGUUUCUGGCUGCCAUAAUAUGGUUUAUAGGGAUAUUUCUUCAUGGUGUGGACAGAUUUAAUGAAGACUGCGAGAAUCCAGUAACGAUAGUCGAUAAGUCAAAUAUAACACCGUUGCUUGAUGAGAAAACUGAUGAAAGGACAAACUCUUCUGCCAGAACAUAACUCCUAAACACAACAAGAAGUUGGAAUUCUGAUUGGGCUGACUGGUUUUUUAUGUGUACAUGCUGACAGUCGAUGUUUUACUCAAGUGUAAAUAUUGUUUUCACUGGGUCUAUUUUGUUUUCACACUUGUUAACAGUUUCUCAACACGUUACGAGGUUUUGGUAUUGAUGGUGUCGGAUCAACGGAAGGAAUUUUUGGCGACAUGGGUUUCGACUUGGUGGUUUAUUCAACGCAGUGACGCGCAAUCUCCCCCGUCUGCUAAAACCAAUUUGUUGUAAAUAGUCAAAACAAUAGUAGUUUGUGAAAGGAUGAUGUACACGUUGGUGUUAUGGUCAGCUUGGUGAAUGAUGAAAUAAAUGUCCCUUUCUAGUA
Messenger RNA from Rhododendron vialii, 2268 nucleotides. RefSeq names its product probable sphingolipid transporter spinster homolog 2. Gene Ontology annotation, molecular function: transmembrane transporter activity. The transcript is spliced from 16 exons. Gene Ontology annotation, biological process: transmembrane transport. The record is from RefSeq and is a predicted model, not a curated record. The coding region runs from base 292 to 1896 and encodes 534 amino acids. Gene Ontology annotation, cellular component: membrane. NCBI's taxonomy places the organism in Eukaryota, Viridiplantae, Streptophyta, Magnoliopsida, Ericales, Ericaceae.